AUGAAAUCUAAUGGUAUCCGACAUACUAGGUCAGCCCCGAACCAUCCUGCUACUAACGGUUUAGCAGAGAGAUUCGUCCAGUCAUUUAAAGGAGCUUUAAAGUCAGCCAGAGGAGAGAAGCUUUCCAAACAAGUGAAAUUAGAAAACUUUCUACUAGCAUAUCGUAACGCACCUCAUGCAACAACGGGUGAAAGCCCAGCAAGAUUAUUCUAUGGUAGAGACCUUCGUACAAGAUUGGACAUCAUGCGACCAGACACGCAACAGGUUGUCAUGGAAAGACAGGGUAAACAGAGAGCGACACAUGGUAAAGAAAGAAAUCUUGACAUUGGACAGAAAGUAGUUGCACGUGAUUAUCGAGGUAAAGAUAAAUGGAUAGCUGGCGAAGUUACAAAAAAAAAUGGUCCACUAUCUUAUGACAUAAGGACACAGGAGGGUGGAACUUGGAAGCGGCACAUUGAACAACUUCGAAAAACUACGGCUGCUGAACAGACUGAGGAGAGUAUUAUGCCAACACAAAGAGCACCACAGUUUGGUGAACCAGCAGCAGUUCCGGUGAUGGAGGCACAACGUGAAACAGACAUGGAAAUGAACAAUGAACAAUGUGUGACUGUAAAUGAAACCAUCUACGAGGAAAUUGAAGGUGGUCAAGAAGAAGACGCCACAGGUCCUGACACACAGCUGACAUACAAGAUUGAACCGUCUUCAUGCAGUUUCAAAAUGGAAAAACCAAAACUGCCAACAUUUGAGGGUAACAUUAGAGAAUUCUUCACCUUCAGGCAGGAUUUUAAACAUAUUGUGGUACAGAGGUACUACAAAAGGGAUUCGACCGCAAUGUUACGUACCUGCAUUAAAGGCAGGCCGCUUGAAUGA
Anneissia japonica is the source of this 870-nucleotide messenger RNA. RefSeq lists its product as uncharacterized. The record is from RefSeq and is a predicted model, not a curated record. Gene Ontology annotation, molecular function: nucleic acid binding. The coding region runs from base 1 to 870 and encodes 289 amino acids. Gene Ontology annotation, biological process: DNA integration. The transcript has 2 exons. NCBI's taxonomy places the organism in Eukaryota, Metazoa, Echinodermata, Crinoidea, Comatulida, Comatulidae.